CAGUAUCAUAACAACGCUGCACGAUUGGAGCGCGUUUUCUUAGCUUUUUAUAAAUAGUUUUGUAAAUAGAUUUUUAUCAGAGUUUUUAAAAUGUUCAAAAUCAUAGUGUGCCUUAUGUUACUAUAUGGACUUUUUGUGCAACAAGGAGAUACAUGGUUAUACUGCUAUCGCUGUAAUAGCAAUCAACCAGGCUGUGGUACACCCUUCAACUGGUUAUGGUAUUGGGGAGAAACUUGUCCAGAGUUCGAUGACAAAUGCGUAAAGAUUAUUGAAAGAAAAGGAGCUGAAACAAUUAUUACUCGAGAGUGUUUGAGUGCUGUGAGAGGAUUCAGAACUGACAUUCCAGCAGAUAAAUAUGAAGGGUGCAGACCAGCCGCCAAGGAUGUUAGAUUAGGGCAUUAUGUGAACAAUUCAAUUAUACAAUUAGAUAUACAUAGAGAUUACUAUGAUGAGACAACAUGGUGUUUCUGCUAUUUUGAUCAUAGGUGUAACAGUGCCUCAAGUACAACAAUGUCUAUUCUCUUGAUAGUUAGCAUUUUUACCUUUAGGUUAUUUGCCUAAUAUACAAAAAAAGAAU
This is a messenger RNA of Phymastichus coffea, 577 nucleotides long. RefSeq lists its product as uncharacterized. The record is from RefSeq and is a predicted model, not a curated record. Gene Ontology annotation, biological process: regulation of synaptic transmission, cholinergic; positive regulation of voltage-gated potassium channel activity; sleep. The transcript has 3 exons. The coding region runs from base 91 to 561 and encodes 156 amino acids. NCBI's taxonomy places the organism in Eukaryota, Metazoa, Arthropoda, Insecta, Hymenoptera, Eulophidae.